CUCUCUCUCUCUCUCUCUCUCUCUCUCUCUCUCUCUCUCUCUCUCUCUCAGGAACACACAAAAGAUGAAGUAUUUUAGGAAAUUAUUUCUCAUGGUAUUGCUCAUUGCACUAGUGGCAUACAAUGCUGCAUCUACAUUAUUCGAAUCAUCUUCACAAGAAGGAGGCUCGUACCUUAAUUAUGGGGAAGAAGAUGAUGUUUCGGGCGAGACACACGAUUCGUCCUCCCUCGAAACCCUGGACCCAGCGACUUCUCUCCGAGGCACAGGCCGGUUCCUCGCGCAGGCCACUAGCUCGAGGGCCGCGUUGACGUGCAACAAAUACCCGAGGAUCUGCCGGGCCAAGGGAAGCCCCGGACCAGACUGUUGCAAAAAGAAGUGUGUGAACGUGAGCACCGAUAGGCUGAACUGCGGGAUGUGCGGGCACAAAUGCAAGUACUCGGAGAUAUGUUGCAAAGGUCAGUGUGUGAGCCCCAUGUUUGACAAGAAGCAUUGUGGGGGUUGUAACAACAAGUGCAAGAGGAAGGGAUCUUCUUGUGUUUAUGGGAUGUGUAGCUAUGCAUGAAUAUGAAGGGGUGUGAAGAUUUGGAGUCAAAGGGUCUGAAGCAAAUUGUGCAGUUAUCAUCGUAUUAAGCGAAUUUGUUGGUAACUGGGUACAUUUGUAGAUGAGGUAAUAUGUAGAAAGUCUUGAUUUGUUUUUAUGUGACUAAAGGAAAUGAAGGCAAGGCCAGCAACAUCGCGGUUGAUUGGACUUUGCCCCCAAUAUUGUAAUUGUUCAAGCUAGUUUAAAUGUAAUAAGAGUGGUAUUAUCAUUUUUUUAGUGAUCGGGAUUAAGG
This is a messenger RNA of Syzygium oleosum, 833 nucleotides long. RefSeq names its product stigma-specific STIG1-like protein 1. The record is from RefSeq and is a predicted model, not a curated record. The transcript has a single exon. The coding region runs from base 65 to 562 and encodes 165 amino acids. NCBI's taxonomy places the organism in Eukaryota, Viridiplantae, Streptophyta, Magnoliopsida, Myrtales, Myrtaceae.